Messenger RNA from Dendroctonus ponderosae (mountain pine beetle), 1325 nucleotides. RefSeq names its product checkpoint protein HUS1 (gene Hus1-like). Gene Ontology annotation, biological process: mitotic DNA replication checkpoint signaling; mitotic intra-S DNA damage checkpoint signaling; telomere maintenance. Bases 398 to 1264 code for a protein of 288 amino acids. Lineage: Eukaryota; Metazoa; Arthropoda; Insecta; Coleoptera; Curculionidae. Gene Ontology annotation, cellular component: site of double-strand break; nucleolus; checkpoint clamp complex. The transcript has 7 exons. The record is from RefSeq and is a predicted model, not a curated record.
ACCCUCAUCAAAGAGGGCCCGAUGAGGACAUUUUUCUGUUUAUAUUAAUAUAACCUAUAUUUUCACUUGUCAACUUUUGUAGUUUUCAUUUCCUCCUAAUUUACUUAUUAUUUAUUAAGGCGUUGAAAUCGCAAUUGCUUGAUAUAACAUAAAGUUGCACUGUUUUUGUACGGAUCGUUUUUUUCAUUCGGCUUUAAAGUCCAAACGUUCGUGAAUUUCGCAUUUUUGCUUCCAUCUCUUUAGAGGUUUGGAAUGUCUGAUUAAACCUAAUUGGAGAGAUCUUGAUAUUUAAUCGGGUUUUUCAGGCCUUUAUGUUUAACAUUUUGGUCGCCGUUUAGAAACACGAGUACCACUUGAAAUUCACCUUCAAGUUUGAGGAAAAUACAAGUUUGUUGCCAUGAAGUUUAGGGCCUUGAUGAUCGAAAAUGCUGCGAUGCGAGAUUUUUUGAACAUUUCAGUUAGUCUUUCAAGAUUUGCAAAAACCUGCGUUUUGAGACUGACAAAGACUAAAAUGUACUUCAUAAUAUCCGAAGAAGAGUCCAGACCGCGUUGCCCACAAGCUUGGUGCGAGCUGCCAGUUAGCUUCUAUUUUAAAGAGUAUAAUAUUGUUGGCGUUAGUGAGGUGCACAAUGAAAUUUAUCUGGAGUUAUCCACUGCAUUGCUAGCCAAAAGCUGUUCCUUACUCAAACAGGAGGCAAAGUACUUCAAGAUUAAACUGACUAAUAAAGGAUCAGCGUGUCUAACGUUGGAAAUGGAAUUUAUGUCCGGGGAACUAACAAGCAGACAAUGUAUUCAUGAUAUUCCAGUGGAAGUCAUUUCGAAGAAAAACUGGGACGAUUACAAGGAGCCAGUGUUUAAUGAUUUCCAUGUAUCAAUCCAAAUGCCCAACUUAAGAUCCAUUAGGAGUAUAGCAGAGAAAAUGAAAAAUUUGGGACACAGCUUGACGUUGCGCGCAAAUAAGUCCGGAAAACUCACUCUGCAAAUGAAGAACAGUACUGUUAAUUUAUCUGUCCAUUUUCCGGAUCUCAAUGUUAACAGUUUUGUUGGAAGUAGUGCCAAUCCCGGUUUUUCAAGCGAAGACGAAAUGGGUGACUCUGUUUCUUCAACGAUUGAUAUAAAAAAGUUUAUCACCUUCUUGUUUGGGAUGCAGCUGAACAACUGCCAAGCGAUUUGCAACAUCGUUCAGGGCAAAAUGGUGAAACUGCAAAUGGAACAGCCUGACGCCUUUUCGCUGCAAAUCUUCCUCACGCAGCUCUCGGAUUAAACGUAAACCAUCAGUAAAACUGAACACUUGUACACACUGUAAUAUACUAUCGUUUCCUAUG